CCACCACCGUCGACCGCUGCCGUUGACAGUCGUCGGAAAUCGCCGCCACCAGAAGCUACUCGCGACUACCGCACGCAGUCGCACAGUCCCGUGCCCAGCCGCGUGUUGCCCAGCUCUGGUCCCAGCUCCCAGCAACACAACCCCGCGCCACUGUGCCUAGCCGUCCCAGCUUGCUCGUUCCCUUUGAUCGAUCGAGGGAAUGAGGAGGCAAAUCGUGCUACGAUCGGCACUGUCGAAGUCGUGCUGGCGUUAGCUUCUAGAGGGGUCAAAGUGCUCGUCGCGGUGCGGGGGCGUAGAGCGGCAGAGGAUGGCGAACGUGCUAAAUCAGCGGCGGGGCAAUCCCGGAAGGCCCUGAGGAGAAAACGACGUCGAAAGCUGAUGGAGGCGGGACUGGGCUGGUGGGGCCAAGUGCAGACACCCUUACGUCGUGCUCAUGCCACGGAACGACACCUGUGGGCGGGGCCGGAAGCCUAUGGAAACCUAGAGAAAUCGAGGUCGCGUGAGACUCUAAGUCUGCAGCAAAAUUUGCCUCACGAAUGA
Molecule: messenger RNA, 540 nt
Organism: Striga asiatica
Lineage: Eukaryota; Viridiplantae; Streptophyta; Magnoliopsida; Lamiales; Orobanchaceae
Source: the annotation of a GenBank genome assembly